GACUCAGUGGGUUUUUCUUAAGAGGAAAACAUUCUUAAUUUGAUUGAGCGCGUGGAAUAGCGGUGUGCGAGAUAAUUGAAGCGUUAAUACUGACUUACUUUUGGGAGAAAUUUCAAUCAAUUAUCAUGUCGACACGUGUCAAUAAAGUGAAAUGCAAUAUGCAUUGUUUGUGGAUAAUUGUGCUAAUACACUUGCACUUCAUAUCCGGGAAAAGUAUAAGUGAAUCUUGCUGGCAUCAGAAUGGCGAAGUUGUCAAGUGCAGAUGCAUAGGCAAUGAGGAAUUGACCCUGCCUGAAACCUUCAAUUACGAAAAUCUGACCCAUCUGGCAAUCUCAUCGUGCGUCUCAGUGAAUCUAGAAUUCGACAGUCUCCAGCAUGCACAACACAUCCGUGACAUCACGGUGGAAAAUAUCACCGGAAGUUUGUUAUUCCAUCCUAUACUAAUAUCCAAGUACAUGGGCACAUUCGAGAUAAAGAAUGUCGGGCGCAUACCGUUGAUUGGUCAUCACAUGUUUACGAGUAUCAUGAGCAUCGAGACAUUUAAAAUCGAAAACACAAGGAUUGAAAAUUUCGACGAGACGUUUCAAGGCAUCAACAUAACAAAUUUAAUCUUCCGAAAUGUCACGAUGGAUGCAACAGUGGGGAUUAAUUUCUUAGUCAAUGCAAAGUCACUGAAGAUCAUUGACACGGUGAUACGAAAUGUCACCGGUAACUUCAACAUUGGGAGUUUCGAAUCCAUUGAACUUGUGAAUUCAAUGUUUGAGUUCCGAAUGCCAGGGGAAAUGUCACUCCAUGGGAACACAGCGAAAAUUAAUAACUGCACCUUUUAUAACAUCACUGUAAUUAUUGUUGCCAAGAGAAACAUUGAGAUGAGGAAUAAUUGCGCGGAUGGAAAGAGUUUGUUGAGGCUUGAUUCUAGAUUAAUCAACAGCUUCGGUAACAGGUCUCCAAAUGAGAUAACUUUCCCGAAGAGCAAUAUUACGGAGAUCCAGGCUUAUAAUAACACUGUCUGCAUCGCUGCUAGUUGCAAAUGCCCGAGAAGUUUUCAUCGAAGUUGUCAGAGUAUCCUGAAUGUCAAUGUUUCUCUUGGAAUUAUUUUAAUACUUAUUUCGUACCUCUUGUAAGGAACAGAGGGAUUUAAUUUCUCGAGAUAACAAGUCGGUGAUUGCUUCCAUUUGAGUCCGGUAUAAGUUCUUUUGCUCAUAAAUUAACAAGUUGUUUCUGUUUAACGAUUUCAAAAAUUAGAUUCAGGAUUCAUUUUUAUUCUCAAUCUCAUGAAAAUGAGGAAUCGCGGACGUUCUGUUACAGAUCGAAUUAAGAGACAUGUUGAUGGAUCGUAUUUCUUAAAUUUUGCAUAAUAUUGGACGGAUUCAACUUAAUUAUCCCGCUUCAUCUGGUGACAAUCGAAUUAUUGUUUGAAUUAAAUGGAAAAACUGAAGUUUAGGUGUUCUCUUAAAUCUCUUAUUCUGUUCUUGGUGACCUUUUCAUUCAUGCCUCAGUUUUUUAUUGCGCUCAGGGCUACGAAUCAAGAAUUAGUAGUACUAUCACUACCAUCUUUCAUUAUUCUAAGCAUUAUUCUGAGCUACGAUUGAAUUGAUUCCUACAACUAUUUUCCGAAUUGUCGUCAAAAAUUCAAAUUUUGAAAAAUGUUGAUAUACUGAAAGCUGUAGUAUCGAUGGGGUUCUCUUGAUACCAAAUCAUAGAGCUUAUUAAAGCCUGCACUCUGGAUAAAAAUUAAACAUUAAAAUUGGUAAUCGAGAAAAUUGGAAAGAAAUCUCUCGACCACGUUGAAGACGGUAGCAAUAAUGGAAGAAAAUUUGUGAAUUACCUUUUGUAAAAUGCGAACCGAUCUACGUCGUAGUUUCGUUCCAAAGUCCAGAUGAUUCCAUGUGGAGUUCAACACCGUUAACAUGAAGUGCCAACUCCUGCCUUAAAUCAUUAAUUUCCUGCAUCAUUAAACUGUUAUUUUCCUCCAAACGAUUUAUCGUCUGCUGAUAGAGGCGAAUUUUCUUCUCUUGCUCGGUCUGAAGACUUGUGGACGAGAGUUUAGUCCUCGGUACAUACGUUCCUAGAUAAUUUUCUUUUUAUUACGACGGGAAGAUUCACAAAUUAAUAGCUGAGCGGGAGAUACUCACCGACAGUCUUCUGCAAUUGAUCACGAAGUUUAUUUCCACUCUGCUGAAUCCUACGUAUCUCAUGAGCAUGUUGGUCCUCCUUUGACUGCAUCUGCUUCUUCAACUUCAGCGUCUACAGCAAAAUUAUUAAAUUAUAUUUUAUGAAAGAUGUAGAGGUAUUUUAAAACAGAAAUUGCUUACCUCUUCCUUUUCACGUUUAACUUCUCGGCUUAAAUUAUUGACUUUAACUUUUAGCUGACGUUCUCUCUCCUGCACUUCGUUUAAAUUACUAUCUUUCUUCUGAAUCACCUCUUUCAGCCUUUUUAUUUGAUUCUAAUUGGACAGAAAAUUCAUAUUUCCAUAACUUUUAUAACUGAAGAAUUGUAUUUAAUUGUAAAGUGUAUUCAUAAUUAGGUUAUUGCAUGAAAUUUUUCUAUUCAAUAAACCAACGAAACACGAAUUUAUUUCGACAAAUCAAAAAGUUACGCCCAAUUUAAGAAUUUCUUCUGCAUUAUGUUUACAGCCACAUAUGGUUUAUUCAUUUAUCAUUAUUCAUUAGAAUAGAAAAAGAUACGUCUGAUAUUUGUCAUCUAAUUUUCAUUCCCACAAUAAAAAAGUUUUAUGAACAACCUCAA
Molecule: messenger RNA, 2749 nt
Organism: Diachasma alloeum
Lineage: Eukaryota; Metazoa; Arthropoda; Insecta; Hymenoptera; Braconidae
Exons: 2
Coding region: 126-1124 (332 amino acids)
Source: RefSeq, a predicted model, not a curated record